UUUUUAUUUUAUAUUUAAUUUUAGUUUUAAAUAAAAAACAUGGACGGUAUUUCGUAUUUGAAUACUUUUUUAGCUGUACAUUCACCUCAACUACUUCUGUCCGGUGUCCCAGAACAUUUUUGGCCUACGUUGUCUAAAAAACUUAAGGAUCAAAUCUUCGACGCCGGCUUAACAUUUCAGCUGGUCCAAAUAGACUACGAAGGUGAAGAAAAGAAGCCGUAUGAUCCCCUUUGGAGCGUAAUAGCCACAGCAGACAUCCGUCGCAACGAUUCUAGUCAUAUUUACUUGGUAGAUCAUGCGUGGACCUUUAAGGCAAAUAAUAUCAAAGGUAGUUUGAGGAAUGUGCCAGGAUUGCUAAACAGAAUGUGUAACCUUAUGCAAAUCAACGAAGAAGAUACUGAGGACCAAAUCGAAGAAGUAUGUAAGAAAGUUUGGAAAUUUGCCAAUACAUAUGCUGUGGCUAAUGAAGAAGUCGCUGUCGAAGACCGAGUACCAGUGUGGUACGUCAUGGACGAACUAGGAUCAGGAAUUAUUCAUUCCGACACUCCAAACUUCCGAGCUGUUCCAUUUAUUUACGUGCCAGAGCAAAUGACCUACACCCUUAUUUUCCCAGUUGAAAAUGUUGAUGAGGGUGAUACUGUAACCAGAAACUAUGCAGAAGGACAUUUUGAGGAUUCCAAGCAAAGGGAUGCAAUGCUCAUACCCUGGAGGCAAUAUGAUAACUUCUAUGAUGAUUUCAAUCAAACAGAGCCAAGUGCUAAUUACUUUUUAGAAGGUCACAUUGUUGAAAGUCUUCCAGACUUAGACUCAUUACAAAAUACCCAAAUUCCAUCAAGAAAACUGAAAGUAUUUUCUGAAUAUGAUUUUAUAAAUCGUCACCUGACUGCACCUGAGUUUGAGGUGGUCAACAAUGAGGAUGAAGCAGACAUACUCUGGUACAUUAGACAUUUCAGAACUUAUAGAGAGUUGAGCACUUCUUCCCCCCAUAAGUUUGUCAAUCAAUUCCCAUUUGAGUUCAUAAUCACCAUCAAAGACUUGUUGGCUAUCGUUGCAAGGAGAGUUACAGAUAAUAAUAAACAUAGUAAAUUUGAUCAUCACCCAGCCUGGUUGCCCACAACUUUCAAUAUGAAAACUGAACUACCAAACCUUGUUGCAUGUUUUAUGCAAAGACAAAAAGAAGGGCUAGAUAAUCACUGGAUCUGCAAGCCCUACAAUUUGGCUCGGGGAUUGGAUACUUACAUCACUGACAACUUAGAUUUCCUGUGUAGACUUCCAUUAUCGGGACCAAAGAUUGCUCAGAAAUACUUAGAAGACCCAGUGUUGUUUCAAAGACCGGAUAUUGGCAGAGUUAAAUUUGAUAUCCGCUAUGUAGUUUUACUGAAAUCUGUCAGUCCUACAGAAGUAUACAUUUAUCAAAAUUUCUUUUUACGUUUUUCAAAUAAACCAUUCUCUCUAGAUACCUUUGAGGAUUAUGAGAAACAUUUUACUGUAAUGAAUUACACUGAGGGCACAACUCUGUACAGACUUUUGUGUGAAGAUUUUAAGAAUGAAUGGAGACUGCAAUAUCCAGAAUAUAAUUGGGAAGACAUUGAGAAGGAUAUAUUUAAAAUGUUCUCAGAACUCUUUACUGCUGCCACAGCAAAAGAAGCCCCAUGUGGUAUAGCAAAGAGUCCACAAUCCAGAGCUCUGUAUGCAGCUGAUAUAAUGCUAAGAUGGCAGGACAGCAAUGGAGAGAAGUCUAUCCAGCCAUCUUUGCUGGAACUUAACUGGAUGCCGGACUGCCAGAGGGCUUGCCAAUAUUACCCUGAUUUUUAUAAUGAUAUUUUUUCAGUACUGUUUCUGAACAAGGAAGUAAAUACUUGUGUCAAAGUUUAAUAAUACUAUUACUAAGGUCAAAAACAUUAAGUUAUAUUUAUUAUUAUUAUAAAUAAUGUGUUAUAAGACAAUUUUUACAAUAAAAUCAUUGCAUUUCUACAAAUUUCUUAGCUGAUUGCACUUAUAUCGAGGAUCAGUUCUUCUGUAAUAUUCGUC
Messenger RNA from Aricia agestis (brown argus), 2031 nucleotides. RefSeq names its product tubulin--tyrosine ligase-like protein 12 (gene TTLL12). Gene Ontology annotation, biological process: protein modification process. The record is from RefSeq and is a predicted model, not a curated record. The coding region runs from base 40 to 1875 and encodes 611 amino acids. The transcript has a single exon. Lineage: Eukaryota; Metazoa; Arthropoda; Insecta; Lepidoptera; Lycaenidae.